This is a messenger RNA of Lolium rigidum, 1376 nucleotides long. RefSeq names its product pre-mRNA-splicing factor 38-like. The record is from RefSeq and is a predicted model, not a curated record. Gene Ontology annotation, cellular component: precatalytic spliceosome. Bases 36 to 1208 code for a protein of 390 amino acids. Lineage: Eukaryota; Viridiplantae; Streptophyta; Magnoliopsida; Poales; Poaceae. The transcript has 6 exons.
CGCCUCCGGCGCCGGCCGCCAGAGAGCCCGGAGCGAUGGCGAACCGCACGGACCCCCUGGCCCGGAGCGUCCACGGCACCAACCCUCAGAACCUGAUCGAGAAGAUCGUGCGGUCCAAGAUCUACCAGACCACCUACUGGAAGGGCGAGUGCUUCGGCCUCACGGCGGAGACCCUCGUCGACAAGGCCAUGGAGCUCGACCACACCGGCGGCACCCACGGCGGCAACCGCAGGCCCACCCCCUUCCUCUGCCUCGCCCUCAAGAUGCUCCAGAUCCAGCCCGACAAGGACAUCGUCGUCGAGUUCAUCAAGAACGAGGAUUACAAGUAUGUCCGUGUUCUUGGCGCGUUCUACCUGCGCCUCACCGGCACCAUCGCCGACGUCUACCAGUACCUCGAGCCACUCUACAACGACUACCGCAAGAUUAGGCAGAAGCUCAACGAUGGAAAGUUCACGCUGACGCAUGUCGACGAGUUCAUUGAUGAGCUGCUGACCAAGGACUACUGCUGCGACACUGCCCUCCCCCGCAUUCAGAAAAGAUGGGUCCUUGAAGCUUCUGGAACUCUAGAGCCUAGAAGAAGUGCACUUGAAGAUGAUUUUGAGGAAGAGGAGGAAGAUAAAGAGGAAGGGGAGCCUAUGGAUGUAGAUGAGCCUAACACUCGCGAAAAGGAACAUCACCGUGGAAGGAGCCCAGCUAAAGAGCGGGACAGGGAGAGGGAUAGGGAUAGGAAGCAUGAAAGACAUCACAGGGACCGAGAUCAUGACAGAGAUCGGGAUUAUGACAGGGACCAUGGGAGGGGACGGGACAGAGAUCGAGACCGAGACAGAGGCCGUGAAAGAGAGAGAGAGAGGGAUGAUCGAGACCGUCACCGCAUCCGAGAUGAUGACUAUAGCCGAGAUAGAGACAGAGAGAGGGAUGGGAGGGAAAGGGAGCGCCGGGACAGAGACCGUGGCAGGCACCGGAGCCGUUCAAGGAGCCGGGAUCGGCGAGACAGAGACCGUGAAGACGGAGAGCACCGUAGAAGACGUGGCCGUGGUAGCGGCAGUCCUCGAGGGCCUGCUGAGGAUGAUGGCCCGAGGGAGGACCCUAAGAAGCGAAAGGAAAAGAAAGAGAAGAAGGGCGGCGGGAAUGGUCCUGAUCCUAACGAUCCAGAGAUUAUAGCGAUGAACAAGCUGCGAGCGUCGAUGGGGAUGGGGCCACUGAAGUAGUGUUACGUUUGCUGUAAUGUAUUUUGAAGCUUCAAAGUUCCAAUGUUGCAUCAAACCAACAAGGAAUAGCUAGCAUUUUUUCUCUUGCACCGCAAAGCUUGUCAGAAUACACUGUGUAUGUAAGUGUGCAUGUUGUCUAAUUAUUACUUUGAUCUACUUAUCUGUUUA